Messenger RNA from Oncorhynchus masou masou (cherry salmon), 1320 nucleotides. It is a transcript of the gene dync2li1, whose product is annotated as dynein, cytoplasmic 2, light intermediate chain 1. The coding region runs from base 127 to 1221 and encodes 364 amino acids. NCBI's taxonomy places the organism in Eukaryota, Metazoa, Chordata, Actinopteri, Salmoniformes, Salmonidae. The record is from RefSeq and is a predicted model, not a curated record. The transcript has 13 exons. Gene Ontology annotation, molecular function: dynein heavy chain binding. Gene Ontology annotation, biological process: intraciliary transport involved in cilium assembly; intraciliary retrograde transport. Gene Ontology annotation, cellular component: axoneme; ciliary basal body; cytoplasmic dynein complex.
GACGUUGCCCAGCGCAACGUUUACUGAUCCGAGGCGAAUGACAUGUAAACGUCAAGCUGGACCUUCAUAUUUUCAAACAACGGGGCAAUCAAACUCAAGUCUUUACAUUUAAUUUAAAGGUAGUCAAUGCCAAAGAUAAGUAGUGACACGCUAUGGGAGUUGGCCUCUGCGGAGGUUCAGAGUCGGGAGGACGGGACAGGAGGGGAGGAGGAUGGCGGAGUUGAUCCAGUGUCACUCAACGAGAGAACCGUGUUCUUCAUUGGGAAUAAAGCAGGGGGUAAAACUACAAUUUUGCUCCGGUGCCUCGACAGGGAUGAACCACCUAAACCAACUCUAGCGUUGGAGUACACCUUUGGUAGACGGGCGCGAGGACACAACAUUCCCAAAGACAUAGCUCACCUGUGGGAGCUGGGAGGAGGUACCUCCCUAUCAGACCUGGUUCAGAUCCCCAUCACUGCUCAGAAUGUCAGGUCUCUGUCUGUGGUGCUGGUUCUGGACCUGUCCAAGCCCAAUGCUCUAUGGGGAACCAUGGAGAGGCUGCUUCAGACAACACGGACCCAGGUGGAGAAAGCUUGCUCCAUGCCACAAAGGACAGUAGAGUCCAAAGCUGGGUCCAAGCAGCAGGCCCAGAACAGACCCCUAAUGGUCCUCCCUAAAGACUACCCGGACAGAGAGCUGAUCAACCCCUUCCCAGUUCCACUGCUGAUUAUUGGCAGCAAGUUUGACAUAUUUCAGGACUUUGACUCUGAGAAGAGGAAAGUGAUCUGCAAGACCCUUCGGUUUAUUUCUCAUUACUACGCAGCUUCUUUAAUUUUUACCAGCAGCAAGUCUGAGAGCUUGAUGUCCAAAACUAAGAGCUUAUUCACACAACUAGGAUUCGGGACAGAGAAGGGGAAAUCUAUGUCCUCUGACCUCAGUAAGCCUCUAAUCAUUCCUGCUGGGAUGGACUCCCUCAGCCAGAUAGGUUCUCCCCCAACCACAGAUGUGGACAUUGGGACUCUUCAUGCUAAAAACCCUCUAGAUCUGUGGAAGAAAGUGUUUGAGGUUGUUUUCCCUCCUGAGAACACCAGUGAUCACCACAGAGAGCUGAAGGACCCAGCCAAGGACCCCCAGUAUAGUGAGCCCCAGAUUGACUCCAUGAGGGCCCAGAAAGACACGGAACUGGAUCAGUACAAGAGAAAUGCGUCCAAGUCUUGGAAAGGCCUGGAACUGGAGACCUAACUUAAUGGACUCAUCAGCUCUCUCAGCCAAUGAGAUCAAAAGAACAGAAUGUUCUAAAGCACAGACAGACUUCAGCCAUGGCAGACACCUGACUACUCG